AUGGCGAUUGGAGCACCAGGUUCGCAUCAGCCCAACGAGACGAGCAACAACAUCCUCGAGAACGUGUGGGCUAGCAUCAUGACAAGGUCAACUACUCCGGCGUCGUCGACGGUGGUGUCGUCGGAGGGCGGCGAAGAGAAGCCGGAGGCGAUCUUGCAUAGGCUGCCGAGCCUGGGGAGGUGGAUUUCCAUAGGAGCAGAGGAGUGGGACGUGCUCCUCAGUGGAACGGCGCUCACGUCCGACGCUUCAGGUGGGCUGCUCGUCGCCUCACCGGCGAACCAAGAAGACCGACAUGACCGGGCCAGCUCCAUGGCAGCGGCCGCGUGCAAGAGCUACAGGGGGGUGAGGCGGCGGCCGUGGGGCAAGUUCGCCGCCGAGAUACGCGACACGCGGAGGAAAGGCGCGCGGGUGUGGCUGGGCACGUUCACGACCGCCGAGGAGGCCGCGCUCGCGUACGACAAGGCGGCGCUGCGCAUGCGCGGACCGCGCGCGCACCUCAACUUCCCGCUCGACGUGGUGCAGCGCGAGCUGGCCGCUGGGAACGGAUGCGCCGAGGCGACCCGCGUGCUGCGCCGCAAGAGGAGGAGAGGUAGUAGCGCAGCUGACACAUCAAGAAGCCAUGGCAAUGUCAGUACGGCAGCAGCAGGUUCUGAUCAGACGAUAGUGUCAUUCACUUGGGGAAGUGAUCAAGGAACAACGACGACGCAGGAACAUUCUAGCAGUGAUGCAAGAGGAGUGAUUGAGUUUGAGGACACCGGUGGCGAGUACUGGGACUACUUGUUCGCGCCUCUGGUGUAG
Messenger RNA from Phragmites australis (common reed), 798 nucleotides. Its product is annotated as ethylene-responsive transcription factor ERF094-like. NCBI's taxonomy places the organism in Eukaryota, Viridiplantae, Streptophyta, Magnoliopsida, Poales, Poaceae. Gene Ontology annotation, biological process: ethylene-activated signaling pathway; regulation of DNA-templated transcription. The transcript has a single exon. The record is from RefSeq and is a predicted model, not a curated record. Bases 1 to 798 code for a protein of 265 amino acids. Gene Ontology annotation, molecular function: DNA-binding transcription factor activity; DNA binding.